Messenger RNA from Ustilago hordei, 6528 nucleotides. RefSeq lists its product as uncharacterized. The coding region runs from base 1 to 6528 and encodes 2175 amino acids. The transcript has a single exon. Lineage: Eukaryota; Fungi; Basidiomycota; Ustilaginomycetes; Ustilaginales; Ustilaginaceae. Gene Ontology annotation, biological process: protein import into nucleus; RNA export from nucleus. Gene Ontology annotation, cellular component: nuclear pore inner ring. Gene Ontology annotation, molecular function: structural constituent of nuclear pore. The record is from RefSeq and is a predicted model, not a curated record.
AUGGUCCAAGAUACCACCACUUCUUCCGCCCAGGCUGGCCCAUCCACUCUCGCUCUCGCUUCCACCUCUGCGGAAAAGGCCCCAUCUUUGUCAUCCCUACAAUUCGUCUCGUACCAGGAUAUCUUUGAGCACCUCGAGCUCGCUCGUCAUCAACGCGAUGCAUCACAGAUCAGGUCCCUCCUAGCAGAUCGUAAAGAUGAUCUCAGCUCAUGCCUUCAGCCUUUCCCCAUCUGCUCCAGCCCGACUUUUGGCGAAACGUCCAAUGCUUCCUUUCCCCAUAGUAUUAAGCUCAACGAUGGAUCGGCGCACAUACUUGACCAGCAGACCCGCGAUCUCUGCAAAGCCAUUGUAGACCAGUAUCAAGUCUCUCAACAAAGCGCUUUCACUCUUCUACAAACCUUUCUCUCUUCAGAACAUCGCCAUUUGCAAGGCCUAGAUGAUGUCGUUCAAUCUCAUUUACAACUAACUCCCCCAACGCCCGUCAAAAGCAGGCCAACAAGACUCAAAGAUGUCUCAUCACCCUUCCAAAAGGGCCCACAGAGCUCCAUCACCCAACCCUCCAACGCAGACUUGCUCGAUGACUUUAACAUCUUCUAUUUCGAGGAGCGCAUCUAUCUUCUUCGUACCAUCUCUUCCCUUAUUCGCAUCACAGAGGAUCAGCAGCACGUCUACUUCCACCUCGCAAACGACAUUCUCGACCUCUUUGCCGACCAACCUUUCGCCCUCGCAUCCAUCAGCCACUUUUGCACCCUUGUCAAUCUAUCGCUUCCCGAGUCAAUACGUCAGCAGCCGCGUUACUCGUCCCUGUGGGCCAAGCAGAUCCUCAGGGAACAGUUUGGCCUCCUCGAGAUUGUCUUCCUUCUCUUCUAUGGCAGGCUAUCCCCCUCACCCGCCUCCCUCCUCGCUCUACUCCGCGCUCUACACGACACCGAGGUCGCUAGGCGCCAGGCCAACAUCGGCUUCCUCGACAAUGAAGCUUCUGAAACCGUCGAGUGCGUCAGUCACCUUCUCGUUCUCAUCGCUGUCGAACUCCUAUCACUAGAACAAGUGAUGGAUGGCCUGGAUCUUGUUGAAGGCGCCGAAUCCCACAUCUCCAAACAUCCAGCAGGUCUUGAGCAGGCGCUUGACCUUCUCAGCAACACUUCAGCAGAUCCCCUUCAAGCUCCCAUCCUCCUCGCAUGGGCUCUCGUCCUUCAUCGACUCGAAGAUGCCCUUGUCGCACACUACGACGCCUCUGAACCCGACUCGUCUCGCCAGAUCUCACCAUCAGUCUCCGAGCUGGCCAAUGUCAUCAAGACCGAGCAUGGUGGUCCGCCCUUGUGGAGGAGGUUAGCGCAAGCCGCGUUUGCUCCAGAACUUCGUCUCUUCGAAACCAUGAUGUCCUUGCUGGCAUCUCCCUUGCUGACCAGCAGCAACGGUGCCAGCACUCUUGCCAUAGCUGGUCCUUCUGCUCUCGCAUAUCGCGCUGUCUUUAAGGGUCUUCUUCUCAGCAUAACCGAACUUGUCAGGCCAGAAUUCUUGCCCAACUUCAAUGCACUCGUCAGCCUUUGGGAGGCCACUUUUGGUUCUGGUCUUGCCCUCGAGCUCAGUCAAAGUGCCAUCGAUGGUGUUGCCGCUCUCUGCGAUCAGUUCUGGCAAGUAGACAGCAGAUACGAGUCUAGAUGCACCACCUUGGACACCGCCAGGCGACGAUGGCCCGUCAGCUUCCGUCCUCUCAUCCUCCUCACAAAGGCUCUCUCUGGCCACGCACGCGUCGACGCACAGGCUACCUGGCCCUCCCUCCUCGACGGUCCUUCUCGUCCAGAAGCUCAAGAACGAGCCUGCGCUGCCGUCUUGGACUAUCUUGCCAACAUUCCGACCUUUGCUCAAGUCUUGCCCAUGGGUGCCAAUACGCCCAACGCACCCUUUGAGACCAUGGAAGGCGGUGGCUACACUUCCGUCACCUACCGAAUCACACGCAUGAUGCGCAUCCCCGGCACUCAGAUUCGCCUCUCGGCCGGCACGACCGGUUCCACCAUCUCUGAGCUCGGUAAAGAGCCCGUCAUCGUCCUCUGGAGUCCCGCUCGACCUGUCAGCGCUUGGAAGCUUAUGCGCGACAUUCUCUCCUCCUUCCCUCCCGCCUAUGCUGACCACAGUGCAGCACAGACCGAUGCCGACCCAUUCCGCGAUCAGAAGCAGACAGUCAGCUUUGCCCAGCUCGCUCCCGCCGACGCCCAUGAGCCUUGGGAGGAGCUUGCUUCCGAUCUUCUCGACCUCUUUGCUAGCAUCAUCUCGGCAAGCGCAGACCUCGCAUGGUCCUUGCUCGCCCAUCUCGAUGGACGCGAUAUUAAUGCCGACGAGCUUUCGCUCGACUACGAGCCUGAGGAGCUCGAGCAUAUACAGAAGGAGAAGGAGGAGCUUGCACAUGCCAAGACACUCUCGUCCAUUACCGUCAACCUGCUUUCACAUGCGCUCGUCGCCGCUCCCAUCAACAUUCGCCUUGUCCGUUCGACACUGAGGCUCCUCACUGUUCUGCUGCCGUACGAUCCUGAUGCGGUUUGGCAGGAGAUUCGUUCAUCCAACGCCCUGAUCGGCAGUCCUGGCGCUGUUCCAUACCUUUCCAAGGGCGGCGCCAGUGCAGAUGCAUCCACCCUUUCCGCGCUCCUUACACAAGAGAUGGGCCGCGCUUCCUAUGGCGGCUUGGUCUCCUUGCUCGACUUUCACAUCUCGCUCUUUUCCGAACUUCGCAGGUCCUUCUCCACCUCGUCGACCGAUGUUCUCGAGACCAAGACCAGCGUCCUCCUCCGCAUUUUCAGCUGGAUCUUUGAAUGCGUCUGGCCCGAGUACCAGAGCUGGAGGUACGUCCGAUUGGCAGAUCGACUCGAGAUCGGUACCAAAUGUACCCAUCUACUCGAAAUGGCUUUGGAAGAGCAAAGCUGGUGCUUGUCACCUACACCGACCUCCGACUUGGUCGAAGAAGCUGGACCGGCCGCCGCUCUCGUAAAGGCGGUCGAGAGGAGCUUGGUCACACAUCCUAGCAUUAUCUGCCUUGCUCCCUUGAUCACAUGUAUCGGCACAGGACAGCAGUUGCUCGACGCACUGAGCAGAGCAGGAAGACAGACGGACGCCAUCUUGGCCGAAGACUGGAUCGCCUCGAUGUUGCGUCUUGCUACGCUUAUCCUUUCUCGCAAGCGUGAGCUCACCAUUGCUGCGCUCCGCAACCUGUCUACGCUCCCGGCAGAGACAGCUAAGAAGGCUAUGUCUGCACGCAUCAACAUGGGCCUCUUUGAGCGCCUUUUCUUUGAUCACACCAUCGUUGCAUCUCGAACUGCGCUCAGUGGUGGACGCAGAUCAAAACGAGUCGAGCUAGCCAGCGCCGCUUUUGCGUAUGUGCUCUUCCCCACAUCGACGUUCAUCAGCUCGACGGCGGCGCAUCUCAUCACCGCAGUCCUGCGCUCGGUAGCUGAUCUAGCUUCGGCAGGCAAACCAUCGCCCGGUCUCAUCGGUCACAUGGGAACACUCGAAGAGCUCGAAGAGACAUUGUCCGGGCUAGUCGACCUGGUUGGCAACCCGAACCAAGAUCCGGCUCUUAAGGUGCGAGUCUGGACUAUGCUUGCAGCUAUCGUCGAUACUCAGCCUGCCCUUGGAACCCUCCUGUUGACGGGUCGUCACCUGGCAAUGACUACAGAGACACGUCUUAAUCGACCUGAAGCUGAUUCCAAAGCCAAGCAGACUGACUCAGCAACCCCAGCACCGUCCUCUCAAACAAGCGGCAACAAGACGGGACAGGCUUUGACAAAGACAGCACUUGACGUUGCUUCUGAAGCGGUCCUUUCGUGGAAGACGGCUGCUGAAAACAGCCCCCAGUUGCUCGAGGCAGUGCUUCGUUUCCUUGACGUGGCUUGGGUGCAUGCGGCAGAGCAUGUAGCAGCCUUCGACACUAUUCGUACCAACGCAGCCUUCUUCCAAGCCCUGGCGGAUGUCAUCUGCGAAGCAUCCGACGUUCCUUCGACCUUAGCUGAAGGCUUCACUGAGGCGCAAGAUACACUGCGUUCGAGCAAUGACACUGCUGUGACGUCUUACUGCUAUCGGAAGAUGUGCCAGGCUCGCUCUUUGAGGCUGUUGCAGCACGACAUCCAGCUCGGCGGUAUCCUGAAGGACCAAGCAAAGAGCAGCACGCCAAGCAAAGCCAGCAUUGAAGCCUUGCUCGACAUCCUCGUGUCGUCCGACCGAACGCUCGGCGCUAUCGAGAAAUGCUUUUCGAUGCCCUGCGAUCCCUCGAUGCGAGCCGCGCUGGAACGCAAACUUGCCGAGCUCUUGCCAACAAUCUACAUCGAUUCCUUGCGCCAUCCGGCGCGCAAGGAUGACUUUGAUCUCGAUCGUCGGUACGGAGAUGACUACCAUUUCAGUGUCUCAUCCUUUCGCAUCAAGGCGGAGGGUCACGUUCUUGACGGCGAGAUGGGUGGCGAGGUUGCGCUACUCGAAGAGGGACUGUUGGCCGUCUACACGAUCAACAUGGAAUGGAGUCUGAUCGACGUGCAGAACUCUGUGGUGCAAGCAUGGACGCAGUGCAUCGAGCUCUGUAUGGGUCACAUCGUCACGCAAGCCAUCAGCAAGGACAAGAUGACUGCACUAGAAAAGGCCAUCAUCUCUGCAUGGACUCGGCUGGCAACUCUAGCUGCUGAUGAGGGCAGAGAGGGCGACUUCAUGCGUGGUGUCCACGCUACACGGCUGGCUUUGCUGACCAAGUGCAUGAAACUCGCUUGGGGUCAUCGACGAAACAAGGAAGCUUCCAGCACUGAUCAGAUCGUUCAAGCCGCUACUCUGUGCGGACGCCUUGUCACGCAUCCCUUCUUCCGAGUCGAAGACAGCCUGAAGGGGGCUGUUCCGCCCGAGUUCCACCGCGAAGUGUUCGAGAUGGCGCUUGUCUGCGUCGCACGCAUCCGCGCUCUGCUCACGGCACAAGAAUCGAUGGUUCGUCCGGACGACAAGACAAUCGAAAGCCACAAGGCUCUGCACGCAUCGAUCGAGCUGUUCUGUCGUCACGCCAUCGAAGCUCUCCGCAUCAAGGUUGAAUCUACUCUGCGUAUCUUACAAACCUCAGCUCGACACGAAACUGAUUUGCAAUAUCUUGAAGACGACCUUGACAUUCUCGUCAGCAUCUUUGAGAUGACAAUCAGGCACGAUGUUGGCGCCGAGACCGGUGUUUGGCUGUCGCACAUCCAAGAGACGCAGCUAUUACAAGCUACUAUCAGUCUGAUAGGACGAGCACCGGUGUUACGACCAGAGGGUGCAAACGGGGUCAGUGCUCCCGUCAACCCGAACAGUACACACCAGGUCGUCUUGAUGAAGCCCUUAUUGUCAUUGCUGCUAGCCGUAGCAUCACAGCCAUCUUCGAGCGAAGAGCUCGCUUUGCAAGGUUCUGUCAACGCACUCACUUCGAACAUGCUGACCGAUCCACUGGAGAACAGUCAAGUUUCACCUCUGCUGCUUUCCGGCGAUCCAAACCCAUCGCAUGAAUGCUGGAGGAUGAUGCUGCGUAUCGUAGUCAACCUCAUUGACAAUCUUGGUGCUGGUUGCGACAAUCCAAGCUGGAGAGGCGUCAGUGCAAGAUUUGUCGAGACGGACGUGUACGGUUUCGUGCGGGUGUACCAGAAGCAGAUCGACCGAGCGAUGAACCUUGGCGAGCUUCAGGCGCGACUUGAUUCGGUGUCCGGCACUAUCGGCCAUCUUUCUUCCACUCAUGACCAAUUUGGGAACGGCAACUGGAGCGCGCCUGUUAGUCUGGAACAGCUGGAAGAGGUAGAACUGAUCUCCAGCCUGUUCUACAGUCUGACGAGGAUCGAAAACGAGCAAUUUUCCCGGCCACACUCGGCACGACGAAACAAGGCUUCUGCCGGCCCCUCGAUCGUUCAACACCUAGCCGAGAUCUCCGCAUGGACACUGCAACCAUUAGUCCAUCUCUUACAGCAUCCCAACGAGCUCACCAGCUUACUCGGACUGGAUCCUUCUGCUGCCGAAGCAUCUCGCAUUGCACAAGAGACGGCCUCAUCUAAGAUCCGGAGUAUCGUUUCUGUGCUUGUGGCCAGUCUUUGGAACCAUACGAAAUGCGUCCUGGUGUUGUGCCGCGGACCUGAAUCAUGGCCAUCUACGAGGUCGGGAUGUGCUAUCAUCCGACCCACCACUCGCACCAGCGCUGUUCGGAUCGCUACCCUCGGCACCCUACUCGACCUAAGCUCGCACCUCACCGAUUACGUCCGAACCAACAAAGCAAAAUUAUCAACCGAGGCGGAGGAAAGUUGUUCAGCAACACUAGAGCAAGCACUCGGACUGGCAGCAAGCCAAGCAGCAAUCUGGGCGGUAGGCAAAUCGGAAGAAAAGCAGACGAGCAAGUUGGAACACAUGGCUAGACAGGAGUUGGAGUCUGGAUUGUCGAGGGAUAUCGUAAGUGCGUUGAGGGCUGCGGAGGAAGUUGUGGGGGAGAAGGCGAGUUUGUUUGGGUUGGUAAGGGGAUUUGUUGAGGGGAAAUUGAACCGUGCUCAGCUCUAA